CUACUCGACAUCGAUCACUGCGCGAUCUCUUUCUCUCUCCAAUUUCUUUUCCUCUCGGAUCGGUCGGACGGGCAAAGGGAAGAAGAAGAAGAAGACGAAGAGGAAAAAGCUCUGACUAUGUCGCUCUCCGAUUCCGAUUCGUCCUCCUAUGGCGGCGAUUACAAGAACUUCAAGCAAAUCAGUCGUGAUCGAUUGUUACAUGAAAUGAUCCAGCGAGCCAAGACAGGAGACUCAAAAACUACUUGGAAGGUACUUAUCAUGGACAAACUCACUGUGAAAAUAAUGUCUUACUCGUGCAAGAUGGCUGAUGUUACCGAAGAAGGCGUUUCAUUGGUAGAAGAUAUGUACAAGAGAAGGCAACCAUUACCCUCUAUGGAUGCUAUCUACUUCAUCCAGCCAACUAAAGAGAACAUCAUCUUGUUCCUGUCAGACAUGUCUGGAAGAGCACCUUUAUACAGGAAGGCCUUUGUUUUUUUCAGUUCACCUGUUCCAAAAGAAUUUAUUGCUCACAUUAAGAAAGAUGGAACAGUAUUGCCUCGCAUAGGUGCAUUGAUAGAGAUGAAUCUGGAGUAUUUUGCUAUAGACAGCCAGGGUUUUAUUACCAACAAUGAGAGGGCCUUAGAGGAACUGUUUGGUGAUGAGGAGGAUACACGCAAAGGUGUUGCAUGUCUGAAUGUGAUGGCAACUCGCUUGGCUACAGUUUUUGCUUCUUUGAGGGAAUUUCCAUAUGUUCGGUAUCGAGCUGCCAAGUCCCUUGAUGCAACCACGAUGACAACGUUUCAUGAUUUAAUUCCUACGAAGCUUGCUGCUGGAGUGUGGGAUUGUCUUAUGAAAUAUAAGAAAACAGUAAAAAAUUUUCCAGAGACAGAAACAUGCGAGUUGCUAAUCCUUGACAGAUCUGUAGAUCAGAUUGCUCCUGUCAUACAUGAGUGGACAUAUGAUGCUAUGUGCCACGACUUACUAAAUAUGGAAGGCAAUAAAUAUGUACACGAAGUUCCUAGCAAAACUGGAGGUCCACCUGAGAAGAAAGAGGUUCUUCUAGAAGAUCAUGAUCCUGUCUGGCUUGAACUUCGACAUGCACAUAUUGCAGAUGCUAGUGAACGAUUGCAUGAGAAAAUGACCAACUUCAUAUCAAAGAAUAAGGCUGCACAAAUCCAGCACGGUUCAAGAAAUGGUGGUGAACUGUCUACUCGGGAUUUGCAAAAGAUGGUUCAAGCAUUGCCACAAUAUAGUGAACAAAUUGACAAGCUCUCCCUUCAUGUAGAGAUUGCAGGGAAGAUAAACAGAAUUAUCAGGGAACAGGGGCUUAGAGAACUUGGGCAGUUGGAGCAGGAUCUCGUUUUUGGAGAUGCAGGAAUGAAAGAUGUAAUCAAAUAUUUGACUACAAAAGAUGACACAACUCGUGAAAAUAAGUUGCGCUUGUUGAUGAUUCUUGCUGCCAUUUAUCCUGAAAAAUUCGAGGGUGAGAAGGGUGCCAAUUUGAUGAAGUUGGCAAAAUUACCAGCUGAUGAUAUGAACGCUGUGAAUAAUUUGAAGCUCCUUGGUGGAUCAUCAGAUACCAAAAAGAGCUCAAUGAGUCCCUUCUCUCUGAAGUUUGAUAUGCAUAAGAAGAAACGAUCGGUUCGUAAAGACCGCACUGGUGAAGAAGAAACAUGGCAGCUUUCACGUUUUUAUCCCAUAAUAGAGGAGCUAAUCGAAAAACUCAACAAAGGUGAACUGUCAAAAGAAGAUUAUCAUUGCUUAAAUGACCCAAGUCCAACUUUCCAUGGGACAUCCCAUGGCCCCUCGUCAUAUCAACCCCCAGUUGCUCAUUCAAUGAGAUCAAAACGAACACCAACGUGGGCUCGGCCGAGGAACUCUGAUGAUGGGUAUUCAAGUGAUUCAGUACUAAGACAUGCAUCAAGUGAUUUCAAGAAGAUGGGGCAACGAAUUUUUGUAUUUAUAGUUGGUGGAGCUACUAGAUCAGAGCUUAGGGUUUGCCACAAGCUUACAAAUAAACUGAAGAGGGAAAUUAUUCUAGGCUCCUCAAGCCUUGAUGACCCUCCACAAUUUAUAACGAAACUUAAGUUGCUAACGGCAAAUGAACUCUCAUUAGAUGAUCUACAAAUUUGAAGAUGACCGGCUUUGAAAGACUCGAAAGAGUACUCUCUGUUGUCUAGUCCAAUUUGUAAUCAUAGAAACAUAUCAGUUCAUUACAUUAAAUUUAUUUAGCGCAAAACUCGGAAUUUUUGCUCAAAGAUUCUGUCACUGGUGUAAUUCUAAAUGAGCAUCCUGGCCGUCUGAGUUUCCUGGGCUCUGUAUUAUAUUGACAUGCGCCAAAUUGGUGGGUGUGUAUAACCAUCGAAAGUGUGUAUAAUGUUGACUUUCACUGAUUCAAAAGACCAUUUAUAAUAACCUGGUGGUUUCUACUGUA
This is a messenger RNA of Morus notabilis, 2413 nucleotides long. RefSeq names its product SNARE-interacting protein KEULE. NCBI's taxonomy places the organism in Eukaryota, Viridiplantae, Streptophyta, Magnoliopsida, Rosales, Moraceae. The transcript is spliced from 21 exons. Gene Ontology annotation, cellular component: secretory granule; plasma membrane. The coding region runs from base 118 to 2112 and encodes 664 amino acids. Gene Ontology annotation, molecular function: syntaxin binding. The record is from RefSeq and is a predicted model, not a curated record. Gene Ontology annotation, biological process: intracellular protein transport; vesicle-mediated transport.